This is a messenger RNA of Anarrhichthys ocellatus (wolf-eel), 1524 nucleotides long. RefSeq names its product zinc finger protein 182-like. The record is from RefSeq and is a predicted model, not a curated record. NCBI's taxonomy places the organism in Eukaryota, Metazoa, Chordata, Actinopteri, Perciformes, Anarhichadidae. Gene Ontology annotation, molecular function: RNA polymerase II cis-regulatory region sequence-specific DNA binding; DNA-binding transcription factor activity, RNA polymerase II-specific. Gene Ontology annotation, biological process: regulation of transcription by RNA polymerase II.
AUGGUAAGGACGGUAAAGAUGGAGCUGCUGAGAGCACUUGUCAGCGAGCGCUUGUCCGCGGCUGCCGAGGAGAUCUUCGGAAUUGUAGAAAAAACCAUCGUAGAAUACGAAAAUGAAAUGUCCUGUUCGACGUGGGUGGUGGACAGCAACCGCAGACUGCUGGAUGUUGCCAAGUCACACGGCGAAGACCACCUGCCUGUGUAAUAAAUGUUGUUUACUCCUUUGCUUCAAACUCUCUCCACAGAUGUGACGUCGCAGUGCGGUCAGCAGCAGCCCGCUGCUAGCGUGAACGUCAGUGUGUGCUGGGAGGAGCCAGGAAACGCCACGCCAGAGCCAACAGAGGACCGUCCCAACACAAACAACACUGGUCCUGACUCCUCUCCUGCCAGUGAAAACGAUCCGGAGAUACUGAUCGAUAUUGAAGAUGACGACGUGAAGCAGGAGUGUGACCCCAACACGCCUUUGAAAAUCCCAGAGGUGAAGAAACCGUUCGAAUGUCCCGUUUGCUUGAGCAGUUUUUCUUCCAAAAAGACGAUGGUGCAACACAUCAAAAAGCAUCCAGAGGACAAUUUGCUGCUUUACCGGUGCCAGUUCUGCGACCGCUGCUUCUGCCACAAGUCUGAAUUCAUCGUUCACAACAGAACACACAAAGGCGCCAAACCAUACAAGUGGCCAGACUGUGAGAAAAGCCUUGACGAGAGGGAUAGUCUGCUUAUUCACAGUCAAAAACACGCUGAGGAGAAACUGUAUCAGCGUUUUAGUGCAAUGGUGGAGGCAGAAACUCACUUCAGAUCAGUGACACUUGCCAGUAGGAUUGAAAAAGAGAUGGACUGCAGACAGGAUGAAUCUGGCAAUAAGACAUUUCCACUUACUAUCACUCCCUAUGAUAAAAGUGAGUUUCAUCAGGUGUCUCCACAGCCACUGUGUCUAUACCAAAUCCAGACUGUUACUAAUAUAAAUAAUGAUCCCUCAGCUGCAGUUCCAGUUGACCCCAUUAAAACCGAGCCAGCUGGAGCUGAUAGCGGAGUGUUAGACGGUGCCACAGAUGACGAGUUGCUCCUUUCAGUGCACCCAAGUGAACAGGGUGAAAGGGAGACCGAGCCUAAACGUCUCAACGUGGAAAAUGUCCUGCCGAGAAGACCUUCAGGGAAACCCACCGAGCUCAUCGUUCAGUUUCAAGCAGGAACGGCGCAGCAACCCUUCAAGUGUCCUUGUUGCGCCAAAUGUUUCUCCUUGACCAAGACUUUAAUAAGACACUUACGGAUCCACACAGAGGACAAACCGUACCAAUGCCAGUUUUGUGGGAGGAAUUGUCAGAAGUCAGACCUGGUCAAUCACACGAGGAUACACACAGGAGAGAGACCAUACCAGUGCCAAGAAUGUCACAAAUCAUUCACACAGAAAGGCAACCUGGUGGUUCACAUGAGGAAACAUAAAGGACAGAAACCUUAUCAGUGCCAGGAGUGCAGCUGUAGCUUUUCCAAGAGGUCAUAUUUCAACUGUCACAUGCAGAGCCACAGAUAG